GCUUUCAUUGAAUUGCACUGCAAGCGCUGCAUCGAUCUAAAGCCUGCAGCAGUCCCAGCACGACAGCGUACACUCCUGUCCCUUAACAGAUGAGGACUACAUCAUCUCUGGUUUAUCAUCAAACGGGUGGACCGAAUUCGCUCUUACACUGGAAGAAGUGAGAGCCAGCACCGUGGGAGAGAGAUUUCCCGUUGCAGAAGCGUCACUUCUCUGUAGUUGGCUAAUGAUUUUUAUUAAUUCCCAACUUGUCUUAAUCCAGCGAGGACAAAACACAGCGAUGCUAAGACUUCAGGACGCUCAUGAGAGUUUAAUUUCGUCAUUUUAUCUCUGAAUUUCGACAUUAAGUGUACCACAGCCGGUUAUUACGAGGAUUAAAACCGAUAUCUGUCGUUUACGAAAGGAAAUACAAUGCCGGACCAGAUCACAGUGGCGGAGUUUGUGGCGGAGACGAAUGAAGAUUAUAAAUCGCCCACCGCCUCAAACUUCACCACUCGAAUGACUCACUGCAGGAACACUGUAGCCGCACUGGAGGAGGCCCUGGAUGUGGACCGCAGUGUCCUUUACAAGAUGAAGAAGUCAGUUAAGGCCAUUUACGCCUCGGGUCUGGCUCACGUGGAGAACGAGGAGCAGUAUACUCAAGCUCUAGAGAAGUUUGGAGAGAACUGUGUGUACCGAGAUGACCCUGACUUGGGAUCAGCCUUCCUGAAGUUCUCCGUCUUCACCAAGGAGCUCACAGCCCUCUUCAAGAACCUGUUUCAGAACAUGAAUAACAUCAUUACCUUCCCAUUGGACAGUCUGCUGAAGGGAGAUCUGAAAGGGGUUAAAGGGGAUCUCAAGAAGCCCUUUGAUAAAGCCUGGAAAGACUAUGAGACUAAAGUCUGCAAGGGACAUUCUUUACUGAAAGGUUCUAAAAUAGAGAAGGAGAAAAAAGAGCACGCCCGACAGCAUGGAAUGAUCCGGACGGAGAUCAGUGGAGCAGAGAUAGCAGAGGAAAUGGAGAAAGAGCGCCGUUUCUUUCAGCUUCAGAUGUGUGAGUACCUCCUCAAAGUCAAUGAAAUCAAGAUCAAGAAAGGUGUCGACUUGCUUCAGAAUCUCAUCAAAUACUUUCACGCACAGUGCAACUUCUUUCAGGAUGGUCUCAAAGCAGUUGACAACCUCAAACCCUCAAUAGAGAAACUCGCCACAGACUUGCACUCGAUCAAACAGGUACAGGAUGAAGAACGCAGGCAGCUAAACCAGUUACGGGACGUGCUAAAGACCGCUCUGCAAGUGGAGCAGAAGGAGGACUCACAGGUGAGACAGAGCGCCACCUACAGUCUGCACCAGCCCCAGGGCAACAAAGAGCAUGGGACGGAGCGCAGCGGGAACCUUUACAAGAAGAGUGAUGGGCUGCGGAAAGUGUGGCAGAAGAGAAAGUGCACAGUGAAGAAUGGUUAUUUGACCAUCUCGCACGGGACGGCUAACAGACCUCCUGCCAAACUCAAUCUUCUCACCUGUCAGGUGAAGCACAACCCAGAGGAGAAGAAAAGUUUCGACCUCAUCUCCCAUGACAGAACGUAUCAUUUCCAGGCAGAGGAUGAGCCAGAGUGUCAAAUAUGGAUCUCAGUGCUGCAGAACAGUAAGGAGGAGGCGCUCAACAACGCGUUUAAGGGCGACCAGCAUGUUGGCGAGAACAACAUUGUGCAGGAGCUGACCAAGGCCAUCCUGGGUGAGGUCAAGCGGAUGGCGGGUAACGAUGUCUGCUGUGACUGCGGAGCUACCGGCCCCACAUGGCUCUCUACCAACCUGGGCAUCCUGACGUGUAUCGAAUGUUCAGGGAUCCACCGAGAGUUGGGCGUGCACUACUCCAGAAUUCAGUCACUAACACUAGACGUUCUCAGCACCUCAGAGCUCUUGCUGGCCAAGAACGUGGGGAAUGCUGGGUUUAAUGAGAUCAUGGAAGCUUGUCUGACAGCAGAAGAUGUCAUCAAACCAAAUCCAUCCAGCGACAUGCAGGCGAGGAAAGACUUCAUCAUGGCCAAAUACACAGAGAAGCGUUUUGCUCGUAAGAAGUGUCCUGAUGUGCUGUCGAAACUGCACACGCUCUGUGAUGCUGUGAAGGCUCGGGAUAUUUUCUCUCUCAUCCAGGUCUAUGCUGAGGGUGUGGACCUAAUGGAGCCCAUUCCUCUGGCCAAUGGUCAUGAACAAGGUGAAACAGCCCUUCAUCUGGCCGUGAGACUGGUGGACAGAACCUCCCUUCACAUCGUCGACUUCCUCACCCAGAACAGUUUAAACCUGGAUAAGCAAACGGCUAAAGGAAGCACAGCGCUGCAUUACUGCUGCCUGACAGACAACAGCGAGUGUCUCAAACUGCUACUGAGAGGAAAAGCCUCUAUAGACAUUGCUAAUGAAGCUGGUGAGACGCCGCUUGACAUCGCCAGGCGACUCAAACAUCUGCAGUGUGAGGAAAUGCUUAACCAAGCGCUUGCAGGAAAGUUCAAUGCUCAUGUGCAUGUGGAGUACGAGUGGAGACUUCAGCAUGAAGAUCUGGACGAGAGUGAUGAAGAUCUAGACGAGAAGUCUAGUCCUCACCGGCGGGACGAGAGGCCCAUCAGCUGCUACACACCGGGCAGUAAUUCCCUUCAGCCCAGUCCGGCUAGCCUGGCACGAGACGCACGAGACGUGGGCAAAGACAAGCAGCGUUUCAUUCCUAACCUUGUCAACAAUGAGACCUAUGGUACCAUCAUCAACACCAACUCACCGGUCACCCUCUCCACCUCUGCUCCACCUCUACCACCCCGAAAUUUAGUUCAGCCGUCUGGUCUUGCUGGAAUAGCUCAGGGAUCUCCCGGCUGGAAUCCUGGCUCCCUAGAUCUGACCGGCAGGCAGCGAUCUUCCUCUGACCCCCCCAACAUGCAUCCACCAGUGCCCCCCUUACGGGGCACAUCCACUUCCCUUCUUGUUCCCAGCGGAGCUCUUCCUCCUGUGGCUAAAACUGGCAGUGUGAUGGAGGCCAUGACUACACAGCCCAAACCUGGACAGGGGCCUCCUGGUCAGAGCAUCAGCCGGGCUACAAGCGCGGACAAAAGCUUCAGUAAAAGCACACUGAUGCGCUCCGGAUCCAUCGAGAGACCAGGCAGAUCUCAGAGAAACCAUGUUGACUCUAAAGAAGUUCCUGGAGGCCCCCAAAACACCACUGGUCAAACUCUGCCCGCUACACACAUGCCCAGGAAAACUUACCUGCAGAGGCCGAAGCGUGUGAAGGCCAUGUAUAACUGUGUGGCUGAUAACCCAGAUGAGCUGACGUUCUCUGAGGGAGAGGUGAUCGUCGUGGACGGUGAGGAGGACCACGAGUGGUGGCUGGGCCACAUUGAGGGAGAGCCAAUGAGAAGAGGAGCAUUUCCGGUCACAUUCGUGCAGUUCAUCAUGGACUGAAGUUCACAGAUUAUAGACACAGAGUUGGACGGAUGAAAGCACUUCUCUGCUUCUGUGUGGUCUCACCGACCAUCAUCAUCUUCAUCACUGUCCCCUUUAUCGUGAGGCUUCAUCUGAGCUUCCAAAAUCCCUGGCUCUAGCCUGGCUUGAGAGACUCUGUCUCUGGAAUAUAACAGCUUUCUCGGCUUUUUGUUUUACAUUUUUGGUUUGUGAAUUAGAUAGGAUUCCGAAUGAGUUUGAUGUAUCUAAUCUAGACACACUUUUAACCUAACUUAUCAUGAGCGCAAUGCUAAUGAGAUGAAUGUCACCAAAAUGAAGGUUUUAUUCCGACAUUAUUAUUCCUUUUAGAUAGACUGCUCUAUACCAUAAAGAUGUUUUUGAAGUACACAGAUCUGUGAAUAUUGUCUUGUUUGCCCACAUUCUGUGAUUGGCAAAAAAAAGGCAAAAA
Messenger RNA from Carassius carassius (crucian carp), 3862 nucleotides. Its product is annotated as arf-GAP with SH3 domain, ANK repeat and PH domain-containing protein 2-like. Lineage: Eukaryota; Metazoa; Chordata; Actinopteri; Cypriniformes; Cyprinidae. Gene Ontology annotation, biological process: positive regulation of GTPase activity. Gene Ontology annotation, molecular function: protein binding; GTPase activator activity. The transcript has 29 exons. Gene Ontology annotation, cellular component: cytoplasm. Bases 409 to 3414 code for a protein of 1001 amino acids. The record is from RefSeq and is a predicted model, not a curated record.